AUGGAUGGAGCCCCUUGGCAGUGGGGUUUGCUCAGCGGAUUGUCUCUGUCCCCUUGCAGGAUCGCCUACCAGAGGAACGAUGACGAUGAGGAAGAGGCUGCCCGAGAAAGGCGCCGCCGAGCCCGGCAGGAAAGGCUGCGGCAGAAGCAGGAGGAAGAAGCCCUGGGACAGGUGACUGACCAGGUGGAGGUGAAUGCCCAGAACAGUGUGCCUGCUGAGGAGGCAAAGACAACCACCCCAAACACUCAGGGAGAAGGCGAUGAAGAAGCUGCCCUCCUGGAGCGCCUGGCGCGGCGGGAGGAAAGACGCCAGAAGCGCCUCCAAGAAGCUCUGGAGCGGCAGAAGGAGUUUGACCCAACCGUAACAGAGGCAGGUUUGUCACUACCAAGCAGAAGAACAGAAAACAACACGGCGGAGAGUGAGAAUGCGGAAAAAGAAGAGAAAAGUGAGAGUCGCCAAGAAAGAUACGAGGUAGAGGAAACAGAGAUCAUCACAAAGUCCUACCAGAAGAACGAGUGGAGGGAUGCCGAGGAGAAGAAGAGAGAAGAAAAGGAAAAGGAGGGAGAGGAAGACGAGAAGCCAAAGCAAGGAAGCAUUGAAGAAAACCAGGGAGAAGAAAAAGGGGCCAAAGUGCAAGUGAAAAGAGAAAAGUCCCAAGAAGACAAGCCUACCUUCAAAAAAGAAGAGAUCAAAGAUGAGAAGAUUAAAAAGGACAAAGAGCCCAAAGAAGUGAAGAGCAUCUUGGAUCGGAAGAAAGGAUUCACAGAAGUCAAGUCGCAGAAUGGAGAAUUCAUGACUCACAAACUUAAACACACUGAGAACACUUUCAGCCGCAGCGGAGGGAGGCCGAGCGCCGAGGCCAAGGAGGCGGAAACGGCUUCCCAGGUGGAGACGGGCAGGCGCCUGGAGGAGCUGCGGCGCCGGCGCGGGGAGACAGAGAGCGAGGAGUUCGAGAAGCUCAAGCAGAAGCAGCAGGAGGCGGCCCUGGAGCUGGAGGAGCUGAAGAAGAAGAGGGAGGAGCGGAGGAAGGUUCUGGAGGAGGAGGAGCAGAAGAAAAAGCAGGAGGAGGCCGAGCGCAAAGUCCGGGAGGAGGAAGAGAAGAGGAGGUUAAAGGAAGAGAUUGAAAGGCGGAGAGCAGAAGCUGCUGAGAAACGCCAGAAGAUGCCGGAAGACGGCUUAUCUGACGACAAGAAACCAUUUAAGUGUUUCACUCCCAAAGGUUCAUCUCUCAAGAUAGAAGAGCGAGCAGAAUUUUUGAAUAAGUCUGUGCAGAAAAGCAGUGGUGUCAAAUCAGCUCAUCAAGCUGCAGUCGUCUCCAAGAUUGACAGCCGACUGGAGCAAUAUACCAGUGCCAUUGAGGGAACAAAAUCUGCAAAGCCUACGAAGCCAGCCGCCUCGGAUCUCCCUGUCCCUGCUGAGGGCGUCCGUAAUAUCAAGAGCAUGUGGGAGAAGGGCGAUGUGUUCUCAUCACCCACUGCGUCAGGCACGCCAAAUAAGGAAACGGCCGGCUUGAAGGUGGGGGUUUCCAGUCGCAUCAAUGAGUGGCUAACCAAAACCCCAGAUGGGAACAAGUCGCCUGCUCCGAAACCUUCCGACUUGAGGCCAGGAGAUGUAUCUGGCAAGAGGAACCUCUGGGAAAAGCAGUCUGUGGAUAAGGUCACCUCUCCUACUAAGGUGUGAGACCAUUCAAGAAAGAACCCAAGAUGGCGCUCACGAUUUUGGACCAGCGUGGUUGAGGAGGGCUAAUCUGCUCUGUUUGAUAUUUAUGUUGAUUUACUAAGUUGGCUUCAUUCCUUUUGUCAUAUUUUUCAUUAUCCCAGUAAACCCAUGAAUAUUAUUACUAUAUUUAAUAAUCACAGUCUAGAGAAGUUCAUGGUCAAAGUACUGCUUUUGCACAGGAACCUCUUUCUGAAGAAAACCAUGCUGUGAAAUCAAGACGUUUCUACUGAUCAUCCCAACGCUGGGUCCGAACAGUGACACCAACCACAUUGGAAGUCGACAGACGAAGAUUCACCCUGAAAAUUGCUGGAGGAACGUGUGCAGUAUCUACAGGAAAAAGAACCAUAGUUUUUUUGUUUUUCAAUACAGAAGUCGUGUUGUUUCUGCACUUUAGAAGAAAGCAUGGAAGAAAUUAUCUUCAUAGGAAUUGUAACACCUUUUGAGAAUAACUCAUUUCAGACUUGAGAUACUGCAAUAAUGAUUGUCU
Messenger RNA from Orycteropus afer afer, 2206 nucleotides. The record is from RefSeq and is a predicted model, not a curated record. Lineage: Eukaryota; Metazoa; Chordata; Mammalia; Tubulidentata; Orycteropodidae.